Molecule: messenger RNA, 1838 nt
Organism: Desarmillaria tabescens
Lineage: Eukaryota; Fungi; Basidiomycota; Agaricomycetes; Agaricales; Physalacriaceae
Product: IMP dehydrogenase/GMP reductase
Exons: 4
Coding region: 28-1689 (553 amino acids)
Biological process (GO): GTP biosynthetic process
Cellular component (GO): cytoplasm
Molecular function (GO): IMP dehydrogenase activity
Source: RefSeq, a predicted model, not a curated record
UUGGGCUAGGCUGGCACUUCCGCCCACAUGCCCGCUCAGCAAUCCUCAUUCCUCGACGCCGCCUCUGCCAUUGAGCACCUUCAGUCCUACUCUCGUUCAGAUGGCCUCUCCGUGACGGACCUUAUGGACUCUCAGGUCCAUGGAGGUCUCACCUACAAUGAUUUCCUUCUUCUCCCAGGAAAAAUCGACUUUCCUGCAUCUGCCGUUUUUGCUGAGAGCCGCGUCACUCGUAAUGUCACCCUCAAGACUCCGUUCAUCAGUAGCCCUAUGGACACGGUCACCGAGGGAGAGAUGGCUAUCUCCAUGGCGCUCCUAGGCGGUAUUGGUGUCAUUCAUCACAACCAGUCGCCACAGUCCCAGGCGUCGAUGGUUCGCGCCGUGAAACGACACGAGAACGGAUUCAUCACUGAACCUGUCGUGCUGUCUCCAUCCAACCUUGUCGAGGAUGUCCUAGAUAUCAAAGCCAGACUCGGAUUCUGCGGUAUCCCUAUUACCGACUCCGGUGCGCUCGGUGGCAAGUUAGUGGGCAUAGUCACCUCUCGUGAUGUCCAAUUUCGCGAUACCUCCACACCUCUCUCCGAUGUCAUGACCACGGACCUUGUCACCGCUGCCCAAGGCAUCACUCUCAUGGAAGCCAACGACAUUUUACGUGACUCAAAAAAGGGAAAGCUACCCAUCGUCGAUUCGCAGGGCCGUCUAGUCUCACUCCUAGCACGUUCGGAUCUCUUGAAGAAUCAGUCCUAUCCCCUCGCCUCCAAAGACCCCGUGACGAAGCAGUUAUACGCCGCCGCCGCCGUAGGCACGCGUCCGUCAGAUCGGGAGCGUCUUGCUCUCCUGGUCGAAGCAGGUCUGGAUAUCGUCGUCCUUGAUUCCUCUCAGGGCAACUCUGUGUUCCAAAUUGACAUGAUCAAGUGGAUUAAAUCCACGUACCCCAAGCUCGAAGUCAUCGCAGGCAAUGUCGUCACCCGUGAACAAGCCGCAUCCUUAAUUGCUGCAGGAGCCGAUGCGCUCCGUGUCGGCAUGGGUUCAGGGUCCAUUUGUAUCACGCAGGAGGUCAUGGCCGUAGGGAGACCUCAGGCAACCGCGGUAUAUGCCGUAGCCGAAUUUGCGAACAAAUUUGGCGUGCCGGUCAUUGCUGACGGUGGGGUCGGGAACGUCGGUCAUAUAGUCAAAGCUCUGGCAUUGGGCGCUGGAGCUGUGAUGAUGGGCGGCCUCCUGGCUGGGACAGAGGAGGCUCCGGGAGAGUAUUUCUACCAUGAGGGGAAGCGAGUCAAAGCAUACAGAGGCAUGGGUAGCUUGGAGGCUAUGGAACAGGGCAAGCCAAGCGCGGGACAGAUAAAAGUUAACGGUGCACCAUCUACCGGUGGUUCGAACAAAUAUCCGUCUCCGAAGAAAUCGACGACCCUUGAGAAUGCCGCCACUUCGCGGUAUUUCUCCGAGAGCAGCGCCGUAAAGGUCGCGCAGGGCGUCAGUGGAGAUGUCCAGGACAAGGGAAGCAUCAAAGCGUUCCUGCCGUAUCUGUACAUCGGCGUGCAGCAUUCGUUCCAGGACAUUGGUGUCCGGAACGUUCAGGAGCUGAGGAGCGCCGUCAAGGAGGGCAAGGUACGAUUCGAGCUGAGAACCGCCAGCGCGCAGGUUGAGGGCGGAGUACAUGGACUAAAUUCCUACACGAAAAGGCUUUUCGCCUAGAUCAUGACUCAUGUAGCAUAGCUGUACGUUACCUUAGAAUAUCGAUAUAUACACCUAAACCGAUGGAACGAGACUGAGCAUAUAUGACAAACUACUUUUGAAAUUGAAGUUUGACUGUUGGCACGCUGCACGACGCUGUUUACAUGUGU